AUGUCAGAACGCAUCAAGCGCCGCAAACUCAACCCCCAGACGGCAACAAGCCCAGAACCAGACCCAUCACCAACUCCGCCCAACUUCGAAACCAUCCCAGAAAAGAUCCUGCUCCAAAUCAUCACAUAUGUCCCCGGCCUCGACACCCUCUGGAACCUCCUCACGGCGUCACCGCGCUGCUUCCGACUCUUCAACAAUCAGCCCCUUAUCAUCAUCGAACAAAUCUUUUCCAGCCCGACGUCAAUCUUACCACCAAAGAUACAGGAACUCGUCCGUGCUGUUAUUCUCACUAGGGGCGGCGUCCUUCCGUUCAAAAACCUGAAUGAGUUCAAAUAUCGCUUCAUACAGCAUAAAAUACCCGUCCAAGUAGUCAAAGACAAGACAAGCAUUACUCUCGGUCCCGAAAGCUUAACAAACCGCGACAUACCAGCCUCAGUAUAUCGCUCCGUCGUCGCGACAGCGAUUCACAUCUCAGCCCUAGCACACGCCUGUCUAACAUUCUACCUCUCCCAAGUCCACAGCCCCAACAUCUUCGCCCCCCAACACGCACAGCUCCCGCUCCCGAAAUACCGUUUGCGGGGCUCGAAUCCUCCAGAGGGCGAUACAACGCCAGCAUGGCAUCAGGUUUUCUAUGGGUUGCCUUACGAGGUCGCUGAUGCUGGGCCGCCGAGCUGGGUGGAGGAAAUGCGCGCUGUGCGGGCGUUGUGGGUAAUUCAUCUAGUUGGAGACGUACGCUGUCUGGUCUUGAAGGAUUUGAGUUCAUCGGGAUGGUCGUAUGAUGAUAUCAAUAGGACGCUGCCGAAAUGGGCGGAUGCGCUUGCGCAGGAUGGAACCAUGAACAGUGGCGCUGAAGAGAUACGGACCGUGUUGGCAUAUCUCGAGAAGCUCGGCAUCACAAACAAGGGAGAACUAUUCUACAAACUACCAAAGUUGCCUCCCGACGCAAAGCCCGUCAAUCCAGUCCCUCCCCUCCCUGACCCCUGCGAAGCAACAUGGGGCGGCAUCGGCAUCAUCUUCAACUAUGGCCACAAAACCGUCAAACUACCCCCUCCUCCCGACGCCCUCCAACGCGCCUCAGGGGAGGGACGGAUGGAUGAUAGGGACCUUGAUUUCUAUUGCUUUGCGUGGGAAAGUUUGCUGGACAGGGAGUGGGUGAAGCAUGUGAGGAGGGUGUUGAGGGAGGGGGUGAGGUUGGAGGAAGAUGGUGGUGGAUCUGGAUCUGGAUCUGGAUCUGAGAAGGAUGAUGAUGACGACGACGACGACGACGACGAUGAUGAUGAUGAGUAA
Messenger RNA from Trichoderma citrinoviride, 1287 nucleotides. RefSeq lists its product as hypothetical. The record is from RefSeq and is a predicted model, not a curated record. Lineage: Eukaryota; Fungi; Ascomycota; Sordariomycetes; Hypocreales; Hypocreaceae. Bases 1 to 1287 code for a protein of 428 amino acids. The transcript has 2 exons.